Racocetra fulgida is the source of this 325-nucleotide messenger RNA. The record is from the annotation of a GenBank genome assembly. Lineage: Eukaryota; Fungi; Glomeromycota; Glomeromycetes; Diversisporales; Gigasporaceae.
CGCAACAAGUUUCUCCAUCAGGUGAGCCAACUAUUACCAUAAAAAGCGAAUGUCUUAUCGGUGCAGAUACCGAAUUUCGUCGCACAGGAUCGAUCAGCAACACCUGGCACUUUGAUUUUGAAGGAAAAGAUUAUCGAUGGAGACCGAGUGUUUUUGGUGCAAAGGAUUGCGAUCUUAUUUGUGAAUGGAUUGAAUAUGAAAUGCAACCAUCUUUGAUUGGAUCAGCAAAGAAAAAGAAUAAAGUGAUUAUAGCAUCCCUAAAGAGACCUGAACUAACUAAAGAUAAUUGGGACGUUAUUGGGGAUCUAACUAUCACAAAAACUGC